UUCUGGUCACAGGUUCAUCUGGACAUGGAGGGCGCUCUCACGGCCCGGGACCGUGUGGGGAUCCAGGACUUUGUUCUUCUAGAUGAAACCACAGAGGAGGCCUUCAUCAAUAACCUCAAAAAGCGCUUUACCAAUGACCUUAUCUAUACUUACAUUGGCACUUUGUUGGUAUCUCUAAAUCCUUACAAAGAGCUGGACAUUUACAGCAGUAAACAAAUGGAUAUCUACAUGGGGGUUAACUUUUUUGAACUACCACCACACAUCUAUGCCUUGGCUGACAAUGCUUAUCACACAAUGCUGACAGAGUACAACAACCACUUUAUUCUGAUCUCUGGAGAGAGUGGAGCAGGAAAGACAGAAGCCUCAAAGAAGAUCCUGCAGUACUAUGCCGUGAGCUGCCCCAGCACCACUCUGCUCAACACUGUGAGGGACAAGAUGCUCAUGUCCAACCCUGUACUGGAGGCCUUUGGAAAUGCCAAAACUCUAAAAAAUGACAAUUCAAGUCGCUUUGGCAAAUACAUGGAUAUUCAGUUUGACAGCCAGGGGGAUGCUGUUGGAGGCCAUAUCCUGAAUUACCUUCUUGAGAAAUCACGAGUUGUGCACCAGAAUCACGGAGAGAGGAACUUCCACAUUUUCUACCAACUUGUGGAGGGGGCAGGGGACAACCUGCUGCAGCAGCUUGGACUGGAGAGGGACUGCCAGCUUUACAAAUAUCUGACACAAGGAGAAUGUGCCACUGUUCCUUCUAUAAAUGACAAAAAUGACUGGAAGACGGUCAAAAAUGCUCUACAAGUAGUGAACAUUGAUGAGACUUACAAUAAUCAUUUAUUUUCCAUUGUUGCAAGUGUUCUCCAUCUUGGGAAUUUGGAGUUUAGUCCUGAUGGCAAAGGUCUUGCCACCCUCAGUAGCAACAGCAAUGAGCUGCGAUGGGUGUCAGAUCUUUUGGGAGUUGAUGCUCAAAAACUCCAUGAAGGAUUCACAUUUAAAAAGAUUGAAGCUAAAAAUGAUCAGAUUCUAAGCCCAUUCACAAUCGAUCAUGCCAUUUAUGCCAGAGAUGCCUUGGCCAAAGCCAUUUAUGGACUCACUUUCACCUGGCUGGUCAACAGGAUUAACGAGUCCAUGGAGAACACAGACCCUUCCCGAAAAACUGUAAUAGGUCUUCUCGACAUAUAUGGAUUUGAGGUUUUCUAUGUUAACAGCUUUGAACAAUUUUGUAUUAAUUAUUGCAAUGAGAAACUCCAGCAACUUUUCAUCCAGUUGACACUCAAGGCUGAACAGGAGGAAUAUGAAGCAGAAGGAAUUGAGUGGGAGCCUGUGCAGUUUUUUAAUAACAAGAUCAUAUGUGAUCUGGUCGAGGAGAAACACAGAGGAAUCAUAGCCAUAUUGGAUGAAGAGUGUCUAAGGCCUGGAGAUGCUACUGAUCUCACCUUCCUGGAGCGACUGGAGGACAAGAUGGCAAAUCACCCCCACUUUGUCACACACAAGCUGGCAGACAAAAUGACCCGCAAGACUCUAGAAAGAGGAGAUUUCCGUCUUUUGCAUUAUGCUGGAGAGGUCACCUACUGUGUUGUGGGUUUCCUGGACAAAAACAAUGAUCUACUAUACCGCACCAUUAAAGAUCUUAUGUGCCAGUCUAAAAAUGCUAUAAUCCAGGAGUGCUUCUCGACUUUGGAUCCAGGCAACAGGAAAAGGCCUGAAACAGUGGCGACUCAGUUCAAGAGCAGCCUCCUGAAGCUGACGGAGAUCCUCAUGGCCAAAGAGGCUUGGUACAUACGCUGCCUGAAAUCAAACGAGUCUAAGCAAAAAGGGCAGUUUGAUGAAGCUCUGGUCCGACAUCAGGUGAAAUAUCUGGGCCUCAUGGAACACCUGAGAGUCAGACGUGCUGGUUUCGCAUACAGACGCAAAUACGAUGUCUUUCUGCAAAGGUACAAACCUCUGUGUCCAGCCACCUGGCCUCACUGGAGAGGGGACCCUGCUGAUGGAGUGGAGGUGCUAGUUCAGCAUUUGGGCUAUUUGCCAAAUGAAUACAAAAUGGGGAGAAGCAAAAUUUUUAUUCGUCACCCAAGAACAUUGUAUGCAACAGAAGAUGCAUUUGAGCGGUGUAAACAUGAACUAGCUACCAGGCUCCAGGCCAAAUAUAAAGGUUACAAAGCGAAAGGAGAGUUUAAAAAACAGAAAGAAGCUGCGACAAAGAUUGAGACCUGCUGGAGAGGAGUCCAAGCUCGGAAAGAGAGAGAAAAAAGAGCCUGGGCUGUCAAAGUCAUCAAACAAUUUAUCAAAGGAUACAUGACCAGAGGCCAAGCAAAAACCACAGAUAACUCAGAGUACCUCGCUUUUGUAAGGCAAAAUUUUUUAAACCGACUCAAAGAAAAUCUACCCAAAACUGUUUUGGAUAAGACAACCUGGUACUCUCCACCGCCUGUGUGUUCAGAGACAUCAGAAAUGCUGAAGAAACUGCACUACCGGCUCCUGGUGAGAAAGUAUGUUAGAGGGAUCACACCACAGAGAAAAGCUCAGCUUCAACUAAAAUUUGUGGCUAGUACACUCUUUAAGGGAAAAAAGGAGAGUUAUCCACAGAGUGUUGCGCAACCCUUUGUGGACACCAGAAUCAAUGAACAAGACAUAAACCCAAGAGUCAUUCAAAUGAUUCGGAAUGAACACAUUAAGUAUAGUACACCUGUGAUAAAAUAUGACAGAAAUGGAUUCAAGCCACGACCCAGGCAGCUGAUCCUCACACAGACGGCUGCAUAUGUAGUAGAGGAUGCCAAGAUUAAACAGAGAGUGCUGUACACAUCUCUUAAAGGGAUAUCAGUCAGUAGUUUGACAGAUGCCAUUGUGGUAUUCCAUAUCACCUGUGAAGAUCCCAAACAGAAGGGUGAUCUAGUCAUGCAAUGUGACUACUUGUUUGAAUUUCUUACCAAACUCAACGUUAUUGCUAAUAAACAGAAUGCCAUCAAAGUAGUUCAAGGGAGCAUCAAGAUUGAAGUCCAGGCAGGAAAAGAGAGUGGUGUGGACUUCAGCAUUGGACCAGAGCCCAUGGUUUACAAGGGCAAGAAUGGACACCUCAUGGUGGUUACCACACGGACCAGGACACGGUAAUGUGAGGGAAUUGGAGAGACACUCAAGACAGCCCUGCAUAUUUCAGGAGACCUCUUUGAAAGAGAUUAACCUGUCUACAGACUACAGAAACAUGCACUUUUUAGAACUCAGUGAA
Molecule: messenger RNA, 3214 nt
Organism: Periophthalmus magnuspinnatus
Lineage: Eukaryota; Metazoa; Chordata; Actinopteri; Gobiiformes; Gobiidae
Gene: myo1ha
Product: myosin IHa
Exons: 31
Coding region: 25-3099 (1024 amino acids)
Biological process (GO): vesicle transport along actin filament; actin filament organization
Cellular component (GO): cytoplasm; plasma membrane; myosin complex
Molecular function (GO): microfilament motor activity; actin filament binding; ATP binding
Source: RefSeq, a predicted model, not a curated record